Molecule: messenger RNA, 1543 nt
Organism: Botrytis deweyae
Lineage: Eukaryota; Fungi; Ascomycota; Leotiomycetes; Helotiales; Sclerotiniaceae
Exons: 2
Coding region: 277-1371 (364 amino acids)
Source: RefSeq, a predicted model, not a curated record
UUCCAUCUUCAAAAUGAUGAGUGUGUACGAAGUAUACGAUUGGAAGUAGUAUGGGAUUCAUCAAUCGACAUAUGGAUGGUUGUUGAAAUGGGAGAAGAUAUCAAAUGAUUGACACACAUCAUCCAUGGGGAAUUCAUCAAUCCCAUUCGAACAAUAAGUUGAUCUCCAGCUUGAUGCAGAUACAUUCUGCCUUGUCAACGUCACAUCUCCACCGCCUUUGAAGCCAGCCACGAAGAAGGAUACAUAGGUACAAUGUAUGCAUGAAGAAGAAGAAAGAUGCCUCCCCCAGUUACACCAUCCCCCCAUCGAUUUGUGAUCAAAAGACAAUCCGGCCCUUCAGCUCCCCAUCCACCUCCACGAUCGCAACUCGCACAAGAAUCAACUCCCCGCCCAUCAAACACGCAACAAUUCAAUACCACUCCUCGUUUUACAUUUUCCUCCACUCCAAAACCCAAUGCUACGCAAAAUACAAAAAUACCAUCAUCCACACCCGCGGGACGAUACUUAACCCCCGCUCGACAAAGUACAAAAGCAAAAGAGAAUAUCGAUGACCCUUCAGAUGAUUACCCCGCGCAUCUUUCUCUUCACGAUUCUAUAGAUACAAACGAUGAUUUUGAUACCAAUAUUGGGUACUCUACCGAAGACGAAGAUGCAGACGAAAACGAAGACACAAAAGACUAUGAAAUAAACCCCCGAUCAUCCAAACGGCGACGAAUUUCUGUUUCCCCAGAUAUCACCCUGGAAGAAAAUGAAGAUUUAUUAUCUUCUUCUCUACCUGUAAUUUCUUCGCCGAUUUCUCAUCGACCUACUCAAUUCUCAUCCACAGGCGGCAAACCUAAGUUUCUUCUCUCAACUCCUGUACCAUCUACACCUCAAUGCAUUGCCCCGACAACUUUUCUCAAACCGCCUCGGUUUCGUCCGCCUGAUCCUGCGGAGUCGCAGGGAAGUGGAGAUCCUUUGCCUGAACAGUUUUCUCCGCAUCGAAAAGGGAGACAAUAUUUAGCUGGGGGGUUGGCGGCGGAAGUAAGGGAUUGGUUGAUUAAUAUUGAUUCUGGGAUUGGCAGUGUACAGAAAGGGAAAGAGAGAAAUGGAGAAUGGGUGACGAGGAUAAAGAUUGAAGAGGUAAGGAGGGAUGGAAGGGGAAUGUGUUUAGUAAGAGGUAGACAGGUGCGAGAUGUGGAUGGAGAGGAGGUUGUGUAUAGUUUGGGGGAAGUUAGGGUUAUGUUGGCUGGUGAGGGAACGGGGAUGGGUUUGCAGAGGGGAAUGGAUGUGGAUGUUGGGAGGAUAGUGGGUAUUAAGAGCCCGGUUUGGGAGAUUGUGGUCGAUGGGGUCAAAUGGGGUGUUGGGGUGGAGUGGAAGGUGUUUGGAUGAUGAGGUGAUACGAUAUGAGAUGACAUGACAUGAUUUCCUGGCCGAAGAAAGUGUAUAAUCAAACAUAAAUGUCAUUGUAUUAAUUAUUCGCCUACUAUUUGGAGACGUCUCGCCUAGCUAUCCAAAUAGUCGCAUAUAAAAUAGCAGAAAUCUAGCAACAAAACAAAAGAAC